Molecule: messenger RNA, 1545 nt
Organism: Daldinia childiae
Lineage: Eukaryota; Fungi; Ascomycota; Sordariomycetes; Xylariales; Hypoxylaceae
Product: Cytochrome P450 86A4
Exons: 2
Coding region: 1-1545 (514 amino acids)
Molecular function (GO): heme binding; oxidoreductase activity, acting on paired donors, with incorporation or reduction of molecular oxygen; monooxygenase activity
Source: RefSeq, a predicted model, not a curated record
AUGGCUCUCCUUGAAGGGUACGGGCUAGUUUGCCUUGGGCUUCUCGGGUUACUCUUUUGCUAUCAAUUCACUUUGCGAACCCCGACUAUUCAACGGAAUGGGGUUCCCUUGAGAAAGCCACCAAAUACCCUACCCAUCGUAGGCAAUGGAAUCCUCUUUCUUCGGCCACGCCAGAAGCUAUUUUCUUGGUUCGUCAAGUGCGAAAGGCGAUUUGGUAAUGAGACGUUCCAAAUUAGCGUGCCCACAUUGCCUCCAGGCGUGGUCAUAAAUGAUCCCAAGAACCUAGAUUAUGUCUUCAAGAACGAGGGUAUCUUCUCCAAAGGCGACUUCUUCAAGAAGCUCUCUUGGGACCUAUUUGGAAAUGGGAUCAUCAAUGUUGAUGGUGAACUAUGGAAAGCCCAGAGGAAAGCCGGCCUAGCUUUUCUCAACACUUCCAAUCUCCGAGUCCUAACAGACAUUGCGCUACCGCGGUAUCUCGGCCGCGCUGUAGAAUAUCUACAAGUGCAGGCUCGUGCUAGGAAAGUCGUAGACCUGCAAUCCGUAUUCCACGAGAUUACGAGUCAGCUUAUGGGAAAGAUGGCUUAUGAUAUGGAGAUGCAUGCUGAUGAUGAUUUCACUGUUGCAUUCGAUUACGCUUCAGGCGCGACCACUGAACGCUUCCAGAACCCUUUGUGGUUCAUUAAGGAGCACUUCACCGGUUCUAAGUUCAGAGAAGCACUCCAUAUAAUCCGCACUUUUGGUUACAAGAUUGUAGACAGUGCUGCGAACUCAAAUACCAAGAAACAGGGUGACCACGCACCGGAACUGACACCUGAUAGGCUAGAUGAAGUUUCCGGCAGCUUGAUACAGUCGUUAUUGGAAGUUUUUGGCGAUAACAGGGAAAUUGUAUCUGACUCUGCCUUGAACUAUUUAUCUGCCGGUAGAGAUACAGUUGCCCAAGCACUGACGUGGUGCGUAUAUCUCCUUAUGCAACACGACUUCGUCAUCGACGACAUUCGGAACGAAGUACGGGCCUUGCUCGACAAUACCCAGGAGCCAUUGCUAUCAUCUGAUAGUAAGGGAAGUAUCAACUCGAGCAUUCUCACACCCUCAUCACUACCAUACACCAUGGCAACUUUUUACGAAACACUCCGACUUUACCCGCCAAUCCCUUUCGAAAUCAAGCAGUGCGAAAAACCAACCACAUUACCCGACGGUACUUUUCUCCCGGAAAAGUCCAUAGUAUUUUGGUGCACUUGGGCCAUGAAUAGGUCAAAGAUUAGCUGGGGAGACGACGCAGACUCCUUCCGGCCCGAAAGAUGGCUUACGGAAGAUGGAAAACUGAUCACAAAAAGCGCCGCCGAGUUUCCAGUUUUCAACGGCGGUCCGCGAUUGUGUCUCGGAAAGCGAAUGGCGGAACUAUUAGCUGCCCAGGUCAUUCCAACGAUGGUGUUGAUGUUCGACUUCACGCCAGCCUAUGGGGGCGAGAGAGUUAGCAAGAGUAGUCUUACAUUACCGAUGAAAGGUGGAUUGCCAUGUCUUGUAAAGUCCAAGGUACUUGAUUAG